Messenger RNA from Styela clava, 769 nucleotides. RefSeq names its product proteasome maturation protein-like. The record is from RefSeq and is a predicted model, not a curated record. Lineage: Eukaryota; Metazoa; Chordata; Ascidiacea; Stolidobranchia; Styelidae. Gene Ontology annotation, cellular component: nucleus; cytoplasm. Gene Ontology annotation, biological process: proteasome assembly.
CAUAGCUUAAUAUUGCUUAGUCAUUUUCACAAAUCGAUUUCCAAUUACUGCAGCGUCAUCAUUUAAUCGGUUUGCCUACUAUUAUUUGGAACUUCAGAGUGACAAUUCCAGACUUUUGUUUCACUUUGGCAAUUUGAAGAGGAAGGGUCGUGAUGGAAUCACAGGGAUUAUUACAUUGCAAUAUGAAAGAAACAUUAUCUAUACCACGUGAAGAAAAUGAUGAUUUUGUUAUUAAUUCCACUUUGAGAACUGGAUUCAAAGAUGUACAGAAAGGGCUUGGAUCAACUCAUCCUAUUGAAUCCUCACUGAAAGAUUACAGUGCUAAUAUGCUCAAUAUUAGAAUGGACAUGCUACGACGAACACAGGGUUUGUAUGCUCCAAUACAACUUCAAAUGGAAAUAAACACAGCAGCAAAAGGUGCACAAAGAUUGCCUUGUUUACCAUCUUCUCAGCUUUCCAAAGAAAUCGUUUUGGGAGACGACAUUAUGUUAUCACAUCUUGAUGUUUUUAAUGAUCCAUUUCAGUCGGAAAUAAUGGGAGAUCCGCAUAUUAUGACGGAACACAGAGCAGGAUUGAAACUAUUAUGAUUACAACCUUAUGAAACAUUGAUUUAAUUUGGUAGAUACUCUUGACUGACUGGAAAUAUCCCCAAAAGGGCUUUUUGAUUGACCUGGUUACAAUGAAUGCAAUGGUUAAAAUGUUAACUUUCUCUGUUGUCAUAUACGUUUCUAUUAAAAACAGAUUCAAAUCUGAAUCAGCCUACACAGAA